GGCUGCAAGUAGGAAGACACCUGCUUUCUCCCAUGGAUUUAUUUUUAUGGCCUGAAUUUCCAGUCGAACACGAACAUCGUGCUUUCAUCUCUCCUUAGCCAGAGAGGGCACACCGUGCAGGUGCUAGUUCACCUCUACGUUUGGACUAUAGUCCCGGCCACAAACAUGUCCGGCGAAAGCAUAUCGGAGGCCGCCAGAGAACGUGAAACCUUCAGACAUGACCCAAGCUUGUUCUCAGAUAUCAGGUCCACAUGUUUACUCGAGCCAACUGCUACCUUGGAGCUUUCUACGAGAGCAGACCCAAUUCUGACAGCUCUCGCGCAGCUGGGUGUUUGCCGCACAAAAGCAUCACGGGCUUUUAUAUCUCUCUUCGACCGGGCACAUCAAUAUGUCAUCGCAGAAAGCACCAAGAGUUCGUCUUUACGCACUGAUCCUAGCACUCUAGGCGGACAAGAACCAUUAUGGCUUUGGGGAACAGCUAUACCUCGGAGCAAUGGUAUUUGUUCGAAAUUUCUAAACACGGUAAAAUCUGACGAAAAUGACAAAGAGAUCGCCGAACUGCCGGUGAGCAUCAUACGUGAUAUUCGUCAACAUCCAGAAGUAUCACAGGAAACUUGUAUCUUAUGGGACUCCCCAGUGCGCGGGUAUGUGGCAGUACCCAUUCGAAGCCGAAAUGGUAUAGACUUUGGGGAGUUUAGUGUUGUAACAGAACAGCCCAUACAAGACUGUGACUGGGGCGAGGAACAGUUCAGACUGCUUCGGGAGAUAUCUCUAUCCAUAUUGGACCACUUGCUAUCGAAAGCUUCGCAAACUGAGAGGAGGAGGGCCGAAAAGAAGACUCAGGGCAUUGGGACCUUCGUUGAGCAGAGGCUGGCCUCAAUGAAUUCGCAGCAGGGUUCAUCAUAUGAUAAAGAUCACGAGAAUCCCUUCACAAGAGACAUGAUAAACCCCAAGAGUAUAGGAGCUCCCAACAACAACGGAAACGGAAGCUCGAAAUAUACGCCAUCACCCCCGAAGCUAGGCCCAAUUCCCGAAGGCCCUAGGAGGUCGCCUCGCUCAACAGGGAGAAAUUCUCCUUCAAAGGAGGAGGAGGACCCUUUAACGACGGUUUUCACUAGGGCAUCAAAUACAAUUCGAGAGAGUAUCGAAGCGGAUGGUGUGAUCUUCCUCGAUGCUAGCGCAGGGUUAUUUAGCCCGUUUGGAUCUCAAUAUACAGGAAGUGAUGCAUCACAAUUCAACACGUCUGAUGAGGAGUCCUGGGACAGUGACAACACGGCGUCGAGCAGUAUGAAUCAAGAUACUCAUAUAAUAGCCUCUUCGCCGCUGCAGUAUCCCAGAGUUGACAAAGAAACGCAUCAGUCGACGAAUAAGAGAUUGCCCUUCAAGGCCUUAUCGGCCCUCUUGAGGCGCUACCCUUCAGGCGCCGUCAUGGAUUUUGACGAAAAUGGUCAACUUCAGCCUAGCUCUGGAGACAGCAAGCCUCAGUGUCCUACAGUUGCUACUGGAAGCGCUCCUAAGCUGACGAAGAGACGCACAUCUUCAUUUAUCGGCAAUUUAGGGAAUGAGGUAUCAAAGGCUUUCCCUGGAGCUCAAAGCGUGGCAUUCGUUCCUGUUUGGGAUCAAGUCCGCAAAAGGUGGCGCGCCGGAUGCUUUGCGUAUACCUUUGACAGGACGCGUUUCUUCAGGGCUCAAGAUUUAAGCUAUCUUUUUGCAGUCUCUACUCUUGCAAUAGCGGAGAUCUCCAGUCUUGAAACGAACCUGGCCCACCAAGCUCAGUCGGAUGUCCUGGGUUCACUAUCACAUGAGUUACGAUCACCUCUCCACGGCAUAAUCCUCGGUGUCGAGUUCUUGUCGGAUACGUCAUUGAGUGUCUUUCAAGGUAAUUUGCUACACAUCCUCGAGACGUGUGGGCGAACACUCUCAGAUACAAUUGAUCACUUGCUGUACUACGCCAAAGUCAACAACUUUAUCCCACCAGGUAAAACGCAUGACUCGAGGGCUCGAGGACUUCGAAAGGAGAUGAAUUACAGCUUGCAGGCUGGAAUGAGAUCAAUAACUACACCUGUACGACUUGAUGUUUUGGUGGAAGAUGUCACCGAGAGCAUAUUCGCCGGAUUCAAUUUUCAGCGCCUGUCUAUUGGACAAUUUGAACGAGGCCGCCAAAAGUCUCAAGCGGACGUUUAUGCCAUGCGGCGGGAUGACAGUUUCCAAGCCACAGAGGACCUCAAAGAUUGGAUAGAGGAUGGUGGCGAUGUCGCUAAUCUUGCAACUAAAUUCCGUAAAAUCGAUCUCGCCAUUGAUGUCAAUUGCUCUCAUUACUACCAUGCAAUAUCUGGUGCUAUACGGAGGAUAGUGAUGAACUUAUUUGGGAACGCAUUGAAGUUCACCAGCUCGGGGAGCAUUCGAGUUGAAUUAUCGCAAGAGAUUGUCCCCACCAAGAAAGCCCGUAAUACAAGUGUGCGCUGGGUUAAGAUAGCCGUCACCGACACAGGUAAAGGCAUUUGCGAAGACUUUCUUGCAAACUCUCUCUUCAAGGAAUUUCAUCAAGAGAAUAACAUUAGUCCGGGGCUUGGUCUCGGCCUGUGUGUCGUGAAAAAAAUAGUCUCAUCUCUGAGAGGGAAGGUGAGCAUAGCCAGCAAGGUCGGCGUGGGGACCACGGCUACAGUGCUGCUCCCAUUACAACCCAUUGCCGAGCCUGAGUCAGACGAGUAUACGAAACAGAAGAGACAGCUCAAAGGACUUCGAGUAUGUUUUGUCGGAUUCGACGCACCAUUAGGUCUGCCGGGCCAGAAGGACCAGCCCAGUGACUACCAAUCCAUAUGGGACAUCUGUCGAAAACACUUGGCCAUGGAAAUCGUGCUGCCGAGCCAAGCUGUGUAUAUAGCACCCGAUAUCGUGCUCUGCGAAGAGACAUCAUUGUAUGAUUCAUUCGUUGAAAGAGAUGCCUUGAGCAAGACACCACUCGUUGUCGUUUGUGGCAACGCUCUCGCUGCGUACCGCUUGUCUGUUGAUCCUAGGUUUCGCGACUCGUCAACUAUCACAGAGUUUAUUUCUCAACCAACCGGGCCUAGAAAGCUCGCCAAGAUUCUCCUGGCAGCAUUACAGCGAUGGGUAGAGAGACAAGAUCAGCCCGAGCCGCCCGAUAGCAACAUGGCAUCUCUCAGCCUGCGCCGAGUUUCUACCAGAAGUCAUGAAGAAUGCAACAUGCCAAUGUACCACAAAGAAACCUUCAAUAUCCUCAAUUUGACGGGACCAGGACCAUUCGAGGCCCCAGCAGCAGACCGGAGCGCACGUCCCCCCAGGUCUCCUUCACUGUCGCCACGUUCCAGUCUCAAGCCGGAGCCAGAGCCCUACGCCGAGUCGGCGGCGCUGGAACGGUACGAGCCGCAGAAGUUCCUCCUCGUAGAAGACAACGCGAUCAACAUGCGGAUCCUGUGCGCGUACAUGAAGAAGCUCGGGCGCAGCUACGUCACGGCGCAGGAUGGCCAGUAUGCUGUCGAAAAGUACGUCGCGAAGCCGGGCCACUUCAACUGUCUGCUCAUGGACAUCAACAUGCCGCGUCUCGACGGGCUCCAGGCGACUCGGCAGAUCCGCGAAUUCGAGGCCGCGAACCAUCUCCCGCCGUCCACCGUCAUCGCCCUAUCUGGCCUGGCCUCGGCGACUGUACAGCAAGAAGCGCUGGAAAGCGGCGUUGACCUCUUCCUGACGAAACCGGUCAAGCUGCAGGACAUAAGCCAGAUCCUGAAGUCGAUGGGUCUUAUGUGAGAUUUGUAAUUUGAAAUUCUCAGCAAAUAAUA
Molecule: messenger RNA, 3797 nt
Organism: Xylaria bambusicola
Lineage: Eukaryota; Fungi; Ascomycota; Sordariomycetes; Xylariales; Xylariaceae
Exons: 3
Coding region: 166-3765 (1199 amino acids)
Biological process (GO): phosphorylation; phosphorelay signal transduction system
Molecular function (GO): phosphorelay sensor kinase activity
Source: RefSeq, a predicted model, not a curated record